UGACAGCUGUAGCCAGCAGCUCCGGAUGACAACAAAAAUAGUCGAAUGUAGCUGAGAUGGUGCAAAGGGGAAAUCUUUAAACGUCAACGGCCAAGGCUGCAGGGUUCUGUGUUUCUGUUCGCAGCUUAUCGUGUGUAUUUCUCGACACCAAACCACAGAGUAAGUGACAAGACAGCAAAAAGAGCCAGUGAGAAGAAGCAGUGCUUGGCAGGAGCAUUCAGAAAAAGUUUGUGCUGAAAAUGCAAGUAAAUGAAACUUGACUCUUAACCCGCGGGUCCAAAGUUCUUGAGUGAGUAGAUCAUAACUUGUUAUUACCACCAAAGUUCUACAAACACACACGUGCGAAUAAAAAGAAACCAUGUAUGCCACAGAUAUCAGAAGAUAAAGUACUGCACAGCGCCUGGCAAACAGGAAAAUAAAAAGAAGAAAUGCACAGAGUGGUCUGCUAUAUUUGGGAGAGUUUGUGUCACCCUUACUAACAAUCUCAGUGCAUAAUGUGACAGUAACAGGAUUUAGCAAACUCACGAUUAUGUUUAAAAGCUAAAGACAGCAAAAGGAAGCACGACUCCAGCGCGUCAUUCUGGGUGUUAGGCAUGUAAGCAGGAAACAAGGGUUUCCUCUUGGAUUAACCGAAGAGGAGAAAAUCCACAGGAGCUAAAUGUGCUUUCCAGAGAGCACCUUGUCCUAACGCCGGAGCCACACAAAAAUGUCACUUGGGUCCUCUGCCGCGCCAUCAUCUGUGAUCCUGGUGCUUAUUCUGGUGAAGUGCACCUCUGGGUUGGAAGUACGCCACAAGUUCACCUCGCCCUCCUUGACCAACAACUUUGUGAUAGACCGGGAUCAUGGCAAAGUUUAUGUGGCCGCAGUCAACCAGCUCUACCAGCUGCGUAGCCUUGACCUGCAUCUUGAGGCGGAGGACAAAAAUGGGCCAGUCAUGGACAGUUUUAUAUGCCACGCACCACAAUUAAAAGCCAAGUGUGAGCACCCACUUAACUUGACUGACAACUACAACAAGAUGCUACUGUUGGACUCUGAUCAGGGAAUUCUCGUCGUCUGUGGCUCCGUCUACCAGGGUUUCUGCGAACUGAGGAGAAGGGACAACAUCUCUGUGAUUGCCUUACCUUUCCCCGAAAACUCAAGUCUCGCUACUGAUCGGAUUUUCCCCAGCUUACUGACUGUUGCUGCCAACAGUCCCGACGCUUCCACCGUGGGGCUUGUUCUUAAACCAUCCCAGGGGGACACGAAGUUAUUAGUAGGAGCCACAUACACAGGGAUGGGUAGCCGCUUCUUUCCAAAGAACCUUAACAAGUUAGACCUGAGAUUCGAAAAUACUCCGGAGAUCGCUGUCCGCUCUCUUAACCUGAGUGAACCCUCUCGACUCUUUACCUAUUCUAUAAACCCCUCGGAGGACAAUGUCUUCAAAAUCAAGCAGGAGGCCAAAUCCAAGAAUCUGCUGAGUUUUGUGCGAGCUUUUAAUCACAAUAAUUUUUCAUAUAUCGCGUUCAACAACGAUGCCACCCUGGGAGACAAGGAAAGCCACCCUAACAGCAUACUGGCUCGCAUCUGUCUUGAACCUCAGCUUUUCAAAGGCGUUGGCCAUUGGGAAGCUAAGAAACUGACAGAAUCCUACAUCCAGAUGGGGCUUCAAUGUGGGGCGGACAAGGACGUCUACAAUCGACUGCUCUCAGUCUCUGAAGUCCAGAGACAAGGAUCUAAGGAACGGGGCACAUCAGAUCUUCUUUUUGGGGUCUUUGAGAAAUCUACCCGAGUCUCAGCCGCACUCUGUGUAUUCCACUUCCCAGAUAUUGAAAAUAAGAUAAGGCAUGCUCGGAACAGUUGUUUUAGCAUCAAUUCCAACUCAAAAGAGGAGGUAACCGUAAUGGAAGAGGCGAUCCAAGGUAGUGGACCAAGCUGUAAACCAGGAAAUAUGGUGUUGAGACAAGAGCAGCUGGAUUGUGGAGCUGCCCAUCUUCAUCAUCCACUGGCCAUAAAAGGGCCACUUAAAGCACGUCCCUUGUUUCAGUACCAAUGGCUGACAUCAGUGGUGGCAUCCAGUGUUAAUGAUCAUGUUGUCGUGUUCCUUGGGACAGCUAAUGGACAACUUCUAAAGCUCACCUUCGAUAACAAUUUGACAUUCCUGAGUCAGCAGAACAUUUCUGCGGCCUUCAGAGAAUCCGUUCAUCACACCAUGGCCUUGGACCCCAAAGACAACCGAUACCUCUUUUUAAUGACAUUUUACCAGAUGAUGCUUGUAAAGGUUGAUAACUGUGAUGCCUAUACCACAUGCGAGGACUGCUUAAGAGCUGCUGAUGCCUACUGUGGUUGGUGUACUCUUGAAAGCAGGUGUUCUUCAAAACAGGAGUGCACCGAUGCAAACAAGAGGAUGUACUGGACAGGCUUAAGCCAAGGCAAGCAGAAGUGUCCAUCAAUGAACAUCACACAGUCACACAUCAACAAAGCUGAAACUAUAACAAUGAUUGUAAUAACACUGUUGGGGAAUAUUCCAAAUCUGACUGACAUGAAUGUAUCUUGCAAAUAUGGAACUGUCACUAAGAAAGCAGCUAAUCACAGCCAGGAGCUUGUUACUUGCCCAUUUCUGCCACGUCACAAAUACCCAGACUUUCCUCACAAGCAAGCUUAUGUAGAACUUCCCAUCACUCUGGAAGUCAACGGUACAAGUAUUGUAAAAGACGUUAUUAUCAUCUAUGAUUGUGAAAGAAAUGGAUUAGUAAACCCAAAGUCAUCGUGUACUAGCUGUCUUGAAACAAAAUGGAAAUGUAACUGGUGUAAUAGUUUGCACAGCUGUGUCUCCAACACAACAGACUGUAAGGAUAUUCUGCAGAAUUCUACUCAGUGUCUGCAGGUGGUAAACAGCCAUGUUGAACCCAGAACAACAGGAAUAAGUCAGUCCAUUACAGUUACACUUACAGGCACCACUGCCUCCCAGGGAGCUCUGGAAUGUGUUUUUGGAGAGGACAAAGUGUUUGAGGCCAGAUGGGAAAACUCUUCUACAGUUGUGUGCAAAGAUGUUCAGUUGUCUACAAUAGACAGACAGCGAUCGUUUUCAUUAAACCUCAGACUGAAUAGCUCAGGAAAAUUUAUUGAUAAUCCAGAAGACUUGAAAGUGGAGGUGUAUAACUGUAGUGUUGGAAGCCUGGACUGCUCACAGUGUCUAGGGAGAGCAGACCAAGGGCACAGAUGUUCCUGGUUGGAGGGUAGCUGUAAGCAGCAAAAUAAAUUGGGAGUAUCUGAUGACAGCUGUCCUGCUCCAGAGAUUCAGAAGAUUUCACCCUCCACUGGCCCCUUGGAAGGAGGAACUUUGCUUACAAUUAAAGGAAGGAAUCUAGGUCGCAGGAUCAGUGAUAUCAUUGACGCUGUUAGAAUUGGAGAAGUGAAGUGCAGCGUUCUUCCUAAACAAUACAUUGUUUCAGCACAAAUCGUCUGCAGAACUGGGAAGGCUGAAAUAGAAUUUUCAGAUCGAGUAAUUGUGAAUAACAGCAAGGAAGGGAUAUCAGAGGAGGAGUUUUCAUACCGGAAGCCAUUGGUCACUAGCAUUGAGCCUGACAGUGGCCCCAAAGCUGGAGGAACGAAAGUAACCAUCUUUGGUAGUAACCUUCAUAUUGGGUCAGAAAUUCAAGUUUUGGUCAAUGGUACAAAAAAGUGUGCACUCAUAAUGCACAGCAGUGAUACUAUAAAGUGCACCAUGCCAUCUAUGCAGAUUACGGGGUCCGGAAAUGUGUCCAUAUGUGUUCAGUUUGAAGGAAAUCCCUGCAUUAAUAGCUCCAAAUUUACCUAUAAGGAAAAUCCAGUUAUAAAUGACAUUCGACCAAAAAAGAGCCAUAUAAGUGGUGGAAGAAUCAUUACAGUGGAAGGAAAGCAGUUUGAACUUGUUCAGCAAGUCUCUAUGGUUGUCCAGAAUUUUGGUAAAGAAAUAACGAACUGCAUGGUUCAGAGUAAUACACAAAUCACAUGUCCUUCUCCAGCAGCCUCUGAUGUCACAGCACACGAGCCAGCAGUUGUGGACUUCUAUAUCAAUGGUGUCCUUUAUGAAGCUGAUACCAGUUUUGACCAAAGACCAGUUGUCUAUCGGAAGGAUGCCUAUACAUAUAAGACAUUUGGUUUGGAAUACCAUCAUGAUCCACAGUUCUUUGCAGCCAAGAAAGAGAAGUGGAUCAAGCACUACCGAGGAGACCCACUAGCACUUCUCAUACACAAAGAGCCUGAUGAUUUAGAACUAAGUCAAGAAGAAUAUAAAGUGAAGACGGGUCCCUUUCCUUGUCAAAUUGUGAUUGUUAAAGAUAAAGAGAUUCACUGCACGGUAAAUGACUCACUGAACACAGACCAGAGUCAGCUACCUGUUAUAGUUCAUGUUGGGAAAUUUAACCAGACAAUAGCUACUGUUCACUUUGGUGGAAGUGAAACGGCCAUUAUUGUAUCAAUCGUCAUCUGCAGUAUCUUGCUUUUGCUGUCUGUAGUAGCUUUGUUUGUGUUCUGUACAAAGAGUCAAAGAGCAGAGAGGCACUGGAAGAAAACAUUACUUCAAAUGGAUGAAAUGGAGUCUCAGAUCCGAGAAGAAAUUCGCAAAGGUUUUGCAGAACUGCAAACAGACAUGACAGACCUUACCAAAGAAUUAAAUCGUAGUCAAGGAAUCCCCUUCCUGGAGUAUAAAGACUUUGUAACUCGCACCUUCUUUCCCACCACUUCAUGUGAAAUUCAGGCAAGGUGUAUGCAGCCUGUCUAUGAGAACUGCGCCCCCAAAAUGUACCCAAACAAAGAGUGCCAGCCUCUUCUUUUGAAUGAAUGGAAGAUUCCAGAAAAUGGCAGAUCUAAUGUGGAGGAGGGUAUUACAUUGUUCUCUACUUUACUCAGCAACAAGCAUUUCCUAAUAACCUUUGUCCAUGCUCUGGAGCAACAAAAGGAUUUUGCUGUCAGAGACAGGUGUAACCUGGCAUCCUUGCUCACUAUCGCACUGCACGGGAAGCUAGAAUACUACACUAGUAUAAUGAAAGACCUCCUAGUGGACCUGAUAGAUGCUUCUGCCUCCAAGAAUCCCAAACUUAUGCUGCGGAGAACAGAGUCUGUAGUGGAAAAGAUGUUAACUAACUGGAUGUCAAUCUGCAUGUACAGUUACCUCAAGGAGACAGUAGGAGAACCAUUCUUUCUGUUGCUCUGUGCCAUCAAACAACAAAUCAACAAGGGAUCGAUAGAUGCCAUCACUGGCAAGGCUAGGUACACACUCAAUGAGGAGUGGCUGCUCAGGGAAAACAUCGAAGCCAAACCUGUGCAGAACCUUAAUGUGUCCUUCCAAGGAUGUGGCAUGGAUUCUCUAACUGUGCGAGUGAUGGAUACAGACACCAUUUACCAGGUGAAAGAGAAGAUUCUGGAAGCUUUCUACAAAAAUACUCCAUUCUCCCAGAGGCCUAAAGUGGAGGACGUGGACCUUGAGUGGUUUGCAUCAGGCAAUGAUAAUCGAAUCCUUCGGGAUCUGGACAACACUUCAGUUUUAGAGGAUGGAAGAAAGAAGCUUAACACAGCUCUCCAUUACAAGAUUCCUGAUGGUGCUUCACUGGCCAUGAGUCUGAAAGACAAGCGUGACAACACCUUGGGAAGAGUGAAGGAUCUGGACACAGAAAAGUAUUUCCACUUGGUUAUCCCAACUGAUGAUCUUGCAGAGACAAAAAAACCCCUACGGCAGAGUCAACGAAAGAAGGUGCUUCCAGAGAUCUAUUUAACUAGGUUACUAUCUACUAAGGGUACACUACAGAAGUUUUUGGAUGACUUAUUCAAAGCCAUCCUUGGUGUUCCACCAGAAAACCCCCCGGUUGCCAUCAAGUAUUUCUUUGAUUUCUUGGAAGAACAAGCAGAAAAGCGUGGCAUCACAGACCCAGACACACUACACAUCUGGAAGACAAACAGUUUACUUCUGCGAUUCUGGGUCAACAUCCUGAAAAAUCCACAGUUUGUGUUUGACAUUGACAAGAGUGACCACAUGGAUGCUUGUCUGUCUGUCAUAGCUCAGGCUUUCAUUGAUGCUUGCUCUCUUUCUGACCUGCAGCUCGGAAAGGACUCUCCCACUAACAAGCUGCUGUAUGCCAAAGAAAUUCCUGAAUACAAAAAGGCUGUACAGACCUUUUACAAACAGAUCCAAGAAAUGACACCUCUUAGUGAACAAGAAAUGAAUGCCCAUUUGGCAGAAGACUCUUGGAAAUACAGAAAUGAGUUUAAUACAAAUUUUGCCAUAACAGAAACAUAUAAAUAUGCCAAGAAGUAUCGCAGUCAGAUUGGGAAUGCUCUGGAAGCAAAUGCCACAACCAAACGAACUCAACUACAGCACAAAUUUGAGCAGGUCUUUGCACUCAUGGAGGACAAUAUUUAUGAAUGCUGCAGUGAAGCCUGAAACGAAAUGCUGCAAGAAACUUGUUGAACAUUACAGAAAGUAUCACUGCACUGCUUAUUGUGAAAAUCACCUACCUAUGGAUCUUUAUUUAAAGUUUUAUACCAAGAAAAGGUCUUCUUCUAGAACCAAGAAGAGGAUAUUUAAGGGAACAUGCUGUGAAUUGCAGGACUAAACAGAAUUACAUUAUAAGGAAGUGGAAGGAUGGCGGGUCCAUUGCAUUUUUUACAGAACUGUUCGUUAUUCUUUGCGGAGUUUAAAAGGACAGUGUUUGCACUAGUUACUGCAAGAGAUUUAUGUGAACAUGGAGAUGUAUUGGCACAGCUUCAGUUAAAGAACUAUUUGACUUAGUACAUAUUAAGAAAGAGAUAAUGUAUUUGAUUUUUUAUUUUUAAAAGAAAAUGUAUUUUUUCAGUAUUCAAGAUUCAGUAUUUUCCAUGUGUACUGUUUUUAAGUCUUAGGGCCAAAGGCAAUAUAAUCCCACAGGGCCAUGACCCUGUUGGAUCUGCAGGGAGUUAUGUUACGUGCACUGGAAUCUGAGCAGAAUAUCAAAUACAUUCAUAUUGUAAAUAGUA
Protopterus annectens (West African lungfish) is the source of this 6969-nucleotide messenger RNA. It is a transcript of the gene PLXND1, whose product is annotated as plexin D1. Bases 707 to 6397 code for a protein of 1896 amino acids. Gene Ontology annotation, molecular function: semaphorin receptor activity; protein binding. Gene Ontology annotation, cellular component: semaphorin receptor complex. Gene Ontology annotation, biological process: regulation of cell migration; endothelial cell migration; negative regulation of cell adhesion. The record is from RefSeq and is a predicted model, not a curated record. Lineage: Eukaryota; Metazoa; Chordata; Ceratodontiformes; Protopteridae. The transcript has 36 exons.